This is a messenger RNA of Helianthus annuus (common sunflower), 4089 nucleotides long. RefSeq names its product alpha-1,3-mannosyl-glycoprotein 2-beta-N-acetylglucosaminyltransferase. NCBI's taxonomy places the organism in Eukaryota, Viridiplantae, Streptophyta, Magnoliopsida, Asterales, Asteraceae. Gene Ontology annotation, molecular function: alpha-1,3-mannosylglycoprotein 2-beta-N-acetylglucosaminyltransferase activity. The transcript is spliced from 18 exons. Bases 259 to 1593 code for a protein of 444 amino acids. The record is from RefSeq and is a predicted model, not a curated record. Gene Ontology annotation, cellular component: Golgi apparatus.
CAAAAUCAGAAUCGAUUUACUAUUAUUCUGCUAGAAUUUAGACGAAGAGAAUUCAGAAACAUGUGCAUAUUCACUUGAUCACUUCCAAUCUAGGGUUUAAAGUUAGCCCCAAUUGCAGCUGACUGACAAUGUGGUGAAAAUCUCGUUAAGUAACCCGGAGACGUUAAUAUUUAUGCACGACCUGAUACAAACCCUAAUUCAGAUGAAAGUUUUGAUUUAAGAGAUAGAUCGAGGGUUUCAGUUCGAAAACAAACAACAAUGGCGAGAUGGUCUGGAGGUCUCCGAUGCUUGCUUUUGCUAACUGCAAUUGCAUUUAUCUACACACAGGUGAGGCUGUUCAAGGCACAGUCUGAGUAUGCUGAGAAGAUUACAGCUGCUGUGGAAGGGGAAAAUCAUUGUACGAGCCAGAUGCGGUUACUAAUUGAUCAGAUAAGUAUGCAGAAGGAAAGGGUUGUGUCUUUGGAGGAAAUUGUGAAACGCCAACAAGAAGAGCGUGAACAAUUGAGGACACUUGUUCAAAAUCUUGAAAGGAAAGGUGUGAAAAACUUGUUUCAACAAAAUCAGGUGCCAGUGGCAGCAGUUGUUAUUAUGGCUUGCAACCGUGCUGACUAUCUUGAAAGAACUAUUAAAUCUAUCCUUAAAUAUCAUGCUUCUGCAUCAUCAAAGUUUCCAAUUUUUGUAUCCCAGGACGGGUCAAAUCCUGAUGUUCGAACAAAGGCUAUGAGUUACAAGCAGUUGACCUACAUGCAGCACUUGGAUUAUGAACCUGUGCAUACUGAAAGGCCCGGAGAGCUAAUUGCAUAUUACAAGAUUGCACGUCACUACAAGUGGGCACUUGAUCAACUGUUUUACAAACAUAGAUUUAAUCGGGUCAUCAUACUUGAAGAUGAUAUGGAGAUUUCUCCAGACUUUUUUGCUUAUUUUGAGGCUGGAGCAGACCUCCUUGAUAAAGAUAAGUCCAUCAUGGCCAUAUCCUCAUGGAAUGACAAUGGGCAAAAGCAAUUUGUGCAUGAUCCUUAUACGUUAUAUCGUUCGGAUUUUUUCCCUGGUCUUGGAUGGAUGCUAUCUAAAUCUACAUGGGAUGAGCUAUCUCCAAAGUGGCCAAAAGCUUACUGGGACGAUUGGCUAAGAUUACAAGAAAAUCAUAAAGGGAGACAAUUUAUCCGUCCAGAAGUUUGCAGAACGUACAACUUUGGUGAGCAUGGUUCUAGUCUGGGCCAGUUUUUUCAUCAAUACCUAAAACCCAUCAGGCUGAAUGAUCGCCCGAUUGAUUGGAAAUCGAUGAACUUGACCUACUUAAUGGAGGAUAAAUUUGUCAAACACUUUGGAGACUUGGUAAAAGGUGCAAGUCCUGUUUUUGGAACUGAUCUUAUUCUAAAGAUAAAUAAUGUAAAAGGAGAUGCACGCAUAGCAUAUAGAGAUCAAGAGCAUUUCGAAGAAAUUGCUCGCCAAUUCGGUAUAUUUGAAGAAUGGAAGGAUGGUGUACCUAGAACUGCAUACAAGGGAGUAGUUGUUUUUCGGUACAAAGCAACAACGCGAAGAAUAUUCCUGGUUGGGCCGGAUUCCUUGGAACAGCUUGGGAUCCAAAACUAAUAGAGGUACACAAUCUUUCUAAUUUGUCACAUUUUCAUAUUAAUUAAGAAAAUAUAUAUAGGAACGUUUUAAAAUUUCCUUAUGUAAGUUCAAAUUGUUGAGUUUGUACAUUUGGAGUACUAGUUCUUACAUUGGAUCUAGCAGUUUUGAAUCAUAUAAUUUUUGAAAUUGAUUUUGACAUAGUAUUGGAGUUUCUUUUGUAAUUCUGAGAAACCAUUUGAAGUUGCAAGACAGUUGGCUGAUUGAACAACACUCGAGACACAAGUUUAAGUGAGAUCUUUCUUGGGUGCAAAAUUCCCGUGUAACCCGAGUUGAAUGUAUGGGGUUUUAUGCUCUGCUAUUUGAAAAGUUUCUUUGGGUUAGCUUGGUUCGGAGUUGGUUAGAAUUAAUCGAAACCAGAACUGAAGCAGUUUCACCUUUUGUGGGUAAAAGUUUGAUAACAGUAUUGCUUCAUCUUUUUAUCUAGAUUUAGGGUUAGUAGCGGGGGUGUCCACAGUGGAAUUUCUGGACCACACUGAUAACUAUAGUUUUGAAAUAGCACAUCAAUCCGGUUGGUUUGUUAGGUGGUGGACCGGAUUAAAAAAGACAGUUUGGGCAUUAACCUUCUAAAAGAUGAAUACUAGAGAUGUACAACUUAAAACAAUUAAAUAUAUCAGAAAAGUUGAGCUCGGCUGGUUUAUUUCAAUGUUUUCAGAACCGGACCGGAUGUCGAACCGGAAAGUGUCGUAAAUGUUAUAAAUUUAAUUGGGUUAAAUCUGAAAUAAUAUAUAAAAAAACCGGUCCAACCCUUAUAAAAACAGGUUCGACCGGCUAGUUUUCCCGGUCCAACCUCGGUUCAAUGUAUUUCCGAUGCGAUACCAUGACCCGGAUCGGCUCAACCUCCGGUUCAAUGUAUUUCUGGUGGUCUGAAAACAUUGAUUUAAUUUACUUUACCCGACCGAUUUCAAGGCAUAAAUCACCGGUUAAAUAUGCUUUCGUCUAACCCGUGAACCAAACUGUAUAAAACCGGCAUGGUUAGAUUGUUAACUUUAUCUUACAAGACAUCAGAAUUCAAAUCUACCAUAGGAAAUUAUUCUCACAACCCCACAAAGACAAGUUGAAAAUUAAAGACAAAAAAGACAAAGGGGCACUUUCGUCAUUCCCCCCUCAAUUUUCAAAUUCUGUGCUCUCUACAUCAUCACUCCCAAAAAAAUAUGGCAGCUGUCACCAGCCCAUUUCCCUCUACCCUUUAUAAAUUCCCCAUUUCCAUUCACUAUACAUCUCACCCACCCAUUUUAUCCCAUACCAAAAUGUCCAUUCUACCCCUCAGCAUAUUCAUCCUCCUCACCACCACCGCUGCUUCUCUUCAAACCCUAAACACAAACACCUUCGUCAACCCAAAACUACCACCCAUCACCUUCACAGAUUCCAAGAAAAAUGAAGGUUCAUCUGAGCUAGUGAACCUCCGGUACCACAUGGGUCCGGUUCUUUCAUCUCCGAUCAACAUCUACAUAAUCUGGUACGGCAAAUGGGCCCCAUCUCAAAAACUAACAAUCAAAGACUUCAUACGAUCAAUCUCCACCACCAACCACCGUGCCGCCCCCCACCCCUCCGUCUCUGACUGGUGGAAAACCGUCACACUCUACACCGACCAAACCAACGCCAAUAUCUCCGGCAACAUCCUCAUUGCCGGAGAAUAUUCCGACCGAAAAUACUCUCAUGGGACCCACCUCACCCGCCUCACCGUCCAAGACGUUAUUGCCACUUCCGUUAAGUCAGCUCCUUUUCCUGUUGAUCAUAAAAACGGCGUUUAUUUAGUACUGACCUCAGGUGACGUCACGGUUCAAGAUUUUUGUCGGGCUGUUUGUGGGUUCCACUAUUUUACUUUCCCUUCAAAAGUUGGGUAUACUUUACCCUACGCAUGGGUUGGGAAUUCGGGUAAACAGUGCCCCGAAGUUUGUGCUUACCCGUUUGCGGUUCCGGGUUAUAUGGGUAGUGGCGGCCCGGGUUCGCUUGCUCCACCCAAUGGUGACGUUGGAGUCGAUGGGAUGAUUAGCGUCAUCGGUCAUGAGCUCGCGGAGCUUUCGUCUAACCCGCUUGUGAACGCGUGGUAUGCGGGUGAAGACCCGACCGCCCCAACGGAGAUUGGGGACUUGUGUGAGGGGUUAUACGGGUCGGGUGGUGGAGGCGGGUAUAUUGGUCAAGUGAUGAAAGAUGGGUCGGGUCGGACUUUUAAUAUGAAUGGGAGACGGGGUAGGAAGUUUAUGGUGCAGUGGAUAUGGAGCCCCGUUUUGAAAGCUUGUAGUGGGCCUAACGCUUUGGAUUGAUUGAUUGUACAUUGAGCUUUGAUGAUUGUUGCAAUCUCAAGGGGGUAUAUUGGAAGUUGGAGGGCUUGUGAGGAUUUCUUCUUUGUUUUGUUUUAGGUUUUUUUUGAUUCUUUGGUCACUUAAUUUUGUAAUUUGUUUGUUUUUUUAAUAAUCUCCAAGUAAAUAAAACAAGAAGGAAAUCUUUACUUCA